Molecule: messenger RNA, 1414 nt
Organism: Salvelinus sp. IW2-2015
Lineage: Eukaryota; Metazoa; Chordata; Actinopteri; Salmoniformes; Salmonidae
Product: translation initiation factor eIF2B subunit alpha
Biological process (GO): translational initiation
Cellular component (GO): eukaryotic translation initiation factor 2B complex
Molecular function (GO): guanyl-nucleotide exchange factor activity; translation initiation factor activity
Source: RefSeq, a predicted model, not a curated record
AAACGAAUUUGACCAACGAUAACUGAGUUAUACGUCAUCAAAUUGCGACAUUAGCUACACCAUACCAAAAAUGAGCAAACGUUUACCUAAAAAUCUGUAGCUGUAAAAGUGACAGGAUUAGCUAAUACACUUAUUUUGUCUGUUCUCAGUCCAAAACAUAAGAACCAACUCUUGAAAUAGCGUCAUCCGCGUCAGGAGGAAAAACGUGCUGUUUCAUCAGUUCUAGCAAGGUAACGUUACAUGGUAGUUAGCCAGCGUAGCUACGUUAGUCGUUAACAAUAAUCAUUCUGGCAUUUACUAGGUUAGCUGCAUAGAAAGUUUAAUCUGUUCAAAGGUGUCAUCUGGCCUGCUUCCUGCUUUUGUUGAGGUGUCGGCUUGUUUGACAGAAUGGACAAAGAUGAGCUGGUGGAGUACUUCAGGACACAAGUGAGACAGGACCCUGAGGUUCCCUCUGCUGUGGCAGCUAUCCGCACUCUCCUGGAGUUCCUCAAAAGAGACCAAAGUGAGACCAUCCUGGGCUUGAGAGAGAACCUGACCCAGACCAUCAGGCGUCUGGAGGAGGCUGACUCCUCUGUGGCUGUCUCGUCUGGUGGCGAACUGUUCCUCCGCUUCAUCAGCCUCACAUCGCUGGAGCACCCUGAUCUCUCUCAAUGCAAGAAAGUGAUGGUAGAGAGAGGAGAGCUCUUUCUUAAGAAAAUCUCCCUUUCCAGGAGUAAAGUAGCAAAACUCUGCCAUACCUUUAUCAAGGAUGGUGCUAAAAUACUGACACACUCCUCCUCCCGGGUGGUUCUUAAGGUACUGGAGAGUGCAGCAGCUGACAAGAAACGCUUCACUGUCUAUGUCACUGAGUCACAACCAGACUCUGCAGGAAGACAAAUGGCUGACAAAUUACGGAAUCUAAAUAUUCCGGUCACGGUGGUUCUUGAUGCUGCAGUGGGGUAUAUCAUGGAAAAGGUGGACCUGGUGAUUGUGGGUGCAGAGGGAGUGGUAGAAAGUGGUGGCAUUAUCAACAAGAUUGGCACCUAUCAACUGGCUGUGUGCUCCAAGGCUCACAACAAGCCUUUCUACGUUGUGGCAGAAAGCUUCAAAUUCGUCCGACUCUAUCCUCUAAAUCAGCAAGAUGUCCCAGAACGAUUUAAGUAUAAAGCAGACACACUGAAGGCAGUGGAAGACCUAGCAGAAGAACACCCAAUGAUUGACUACACACCGCCAUCGCUGAUUACACUUCUUUUCACAGACCUGGGGGUCCUCACUCCAUCAGCAGUCAGUGAUGAACUUAUUAAGCUGUAUUUGUAAACCACCAUCAAAUGAAUGACCUUGAUGCAGAACUUGAUCAAGUGAAGUCACCGUUCAAUACGCAUUUCAUUAAAAAUGUCAAUCCCCCAGGGAAUCUGCCUUAAACAAACCAAAAACA